Messenger RNA from Batrachochytrium dendrobatidis JAM81, 1671 nucleotides. RefSeq lists its product as uncharacterized. Gene Ontology annotation, molecular function: aspartic-type endopeptidase activity. Lineage: Eukaryota; Fungi; Chytridiomycota; Chytridiomycetes; Rhizophydiales. Bases 346 to 1671 code for a protein of 441 amino acids. The transcript is spliced from 4 exons. Gene Ontology annotation, biological process: proteolysis. The record is from RefSeq and is a predicted model, not a curated record.
GUGCAUUGGUUAUAUUGUUCAAAUACUAGAGUAUUACUUUAUUGAGCAAUAUAGUACUGUAGAUGAAAAUGAAAUGUUUAAAUAGGUAUAUACAGUAGUAAUAGACUGUGCAAUGGUAAUCAAUGUCGGCAAUGGCUGAUCACAGAAUCACCAAGCACAAAGUCGCAAUCAACACACGUGUGGUUUGAAAUAUAUUCUAUAUGUAUUGUCAAGCCAAAGUAACCCUUUAUACUGUUACCAACUUCCUGUGAUUGCUUUAAAGUGCUGCGUCCCUUGAUAUUAGUAACUAUAAAAUGUCUGGGUGGUUUUCAUUGCAGCUUUACUUGUUACAGAUUUAUCAAUAGAAUGCCAGGGAUUUUUCAAUGUCUUUUACUUGUGUUUCAAACGGCUGCUGCAGUUCAAGUUCAAUUACAUGCCCCAAGCUUAUCUGGUCGAUCAGGUACUAGGUUAUCAAAGCAGCCUUCUAAAUCAAAUGAAAGAGCGUAUAGUUGUUUUUCGAUCAUCAUCAAUGUUGGCGGAGUCGAUAUAAAAUCCAUGGUGGAUUCGACAAGUUCCGAUUCAGUCGUACCGUUUUCUAAUCUGAACAACUACAACGGACCCAAUAUAUCAUACACUCCAUUUGAAGAACCUUCUAUUGAGGGUUACAGUCGUGAUGUCAGUUGGAAGGGAUAUGGGUUUUCAACUGAUGUAUUUAUCCCAGAAACUGGCAUACCCGCCGUUGAUGCUCCAAUAGUAGGAAUUUUUAAACAGGCAACGGAGCCUGCUCUUCUUGAUGGUCAGGGUAGACAGGCAGUAUUUGGUUUAGCCUAUCCUUCCUUGGCCUAUUAUCACACAACGCCAGCAACUAUAAUGGAUGCUUGGUAUGAAGGCCGAUUCAUCCCCAAUAACGAGGUUGGUGUUGAGCUCUGCCCUUACAAAUUGUCCAAGAAAAGUCAUAUUGAUAUAGGAAGUACGGAGGUAGUUCCAAAAUGUGGGACAGACGGAAAUCCUAUUGCAUGGGUCGAGUCACCUACAAAUGACCGUUUCACCGUCAGUAUCAAGGAAAUACUGGUCAAUAGCAUGCCAGUAGAACUGCCCGAUGACUUUCAAAAAAAAAGGGAGGGUGAAUCGAUCUCGUAUUCAUACAUAGACACAUGUGCUACAAAAGUAGAAUUUCCUUAUGAAGUCGUAGAUAAGUUGAUUUCAGCUAUUGUCAAAAGCCAUGCAUUCGUUCCUAAGCUUGAUACUCCUAGUAUUUCAAAGUUUUUUUGGAGUGGGUAUCCCAUGACGAAAUCAGACUUUAUUAUCAUUUGGAGUCGACUUCCAACACUUUCAAUCGUAAUGAACGCCAAUAAUCCUGAAAAAGCAGAAGGCUCACAGUCCACUGUAAAAGUCACACUAGGACCCAGAGAUUAUAUGCAACAAGUUGGCGAGAAUGCGCACGCAUUUUCUGUAAGCGUUGGCUCAGACAAGCUUGUAGUUCUUGGUGUACCUUUCAUGACCCGACUUAGAGUCGUGUUGGAUCGAGCACAUAAACGCAUUGGGUUUGGUCCUGGAUGUGGAUGCGAAAGGUCAAAAGAUGGACAUCCUACUAUUCAAAACGAAUUCAACAAGAUCUGGCAUCCAAAGCAAAAAACCUCCAAAUGCAAACUCUCUCGCAGAGUAAAUGCUCUUUUUAGUAAACCCAAAUGA